Drosophila takahashii is the source of this 1040-nucleotide messenger RNA. RefSeq names its product 3-hydroxyacyl-CoA dehydratase 1 (gene Hacd1). Lineage: Eukaryota; Metazoa; Arthropoda; Insecta; Diptera; Drosophilidae. The record is from RefSeq and is a predicted model, not a curated record. Gene Ontology annotation, molecular function: 3-hydroxyacyl-CoA dehydratase activity. Gene Ontology annotation, biological process: fatty acid elongation; sphingolipid biosynthetic process; very long-chain fatty acid biosynthetic process. Gene Ontology annotation, cellular component: endoplasmic reticulum membrane.
CGGUCACACUGUCCCAACCAGGUGAAAGCGACUUCGGAAUUAUCGCGCGACAGGGCGAUAAGUCCAACGACUGAUUAGUUAACCAGCGGCGAUCGUCGAGGUGAAAGUUCACAAGCAGCUCCAAGAUGUCAGCAAAGGCAGUCAAGUCCGGCAAGCCAGGCGCCGCCAAGGAGCCAUCGGCGGUCACGAAGCUCUACCUGUUCGCCUACAACGCCGGCCAGGUGGUGGGAUGGAGCUACAUCCUCUGGCAGCUGGUCAACUACUACUUGCUGCAGGGACCCGAGUUCCGGGCGCAGGUAACGCUGUGGGAGUACACGCGGCUGGCCGUGAUCAUCUUCCAGAACGCCGCCUUCGUGGAGAUCCUCAAUGCUUCGUUCGGACUGGUCAAGUCGAAUCCCGUGGUCACUGGCUUCCAGGUGUUCAGCCGCAUGAUGGUCGUCGUGGGAGUGGUGAUGGCCACGCCCACGGGCAAGGUAUCGCCCGGUCUGCCCAUCGCCCUGCUGGCCUGGGCCAUCACCGAGAUCAUCCGGUAUGGUUACUACGCUUUGAAUAUCGUCAAGGUGGUUCCGCACUUUGUGGUCUUCCUGCGCUACACCACCUUCAUUGUCCUGUAUCCCAUUGGGGUCACCGGGGAGCUGCUGUGCUUCUGGUGGGCCCAGAGCUACGCCCGCGAGAACAGCGUGUGGAGCGUGGUGAUGCCGAACAAGUGGAAUGCGACCUUCUCCUACUUCGGUUUCCUGUGGAUCGUCAUGCUGGGCUAUAUACCCAUCUUCCCGCAGCUGUAUCUGCACAUGUUCGCCCAGCGCCGCAAGAUCCUCGGCGGCGGCGGCGGAGGAGCAGCCAAAAAGAAGGCCAACUGAACCUUGACCAGCGGCGAAUGCAAAUUAUUAUUGCAUCAUUUGCAUAUCUUUAACCGUCGCUUUUCGCUUUUUUUCGGGGUCUCUCUUUUGCCUCACCUCUUGCACAAGCAUUUUCGUUCGGACUAAGCUUAGUUUUAAGUGGUUUUGUGUACAAAUAAACCUAGAUACUCUUCCAACUAA